Messenger RNA from Astyanax mexicanus (Mexican tetra), 3895 nucleotides. It is a transcript of the gene csad, whose product is annotated as cysteine sulfinic acid decarboxylase. The transcript has 14 exons. Gene Ontology annotation, biological process: carboxylic acid metabolic process. Lineage: Eukaryota; Metazoa; Chordata; Actinopteri; Characiformes; Acestrorhamphidae. The record is from RefSeq and is a predicted model, not a curated record. Gene Ontology annotation, cellular component: cytoplasm. Gene Ontology annotation, molecular function: pyridoxal phosphate binding; sulfinoalanine decarboxylase activity. The coding region runs from base 58 to 1590 and encodes 510 amino acids.
AUAUCAGGUUACAUAUAGAGUGUGUGAGGUUAGCGGACAGCGCGCGCGAGCACAACAAUGAGUACAACCGUUUCUAAAGAGUGUAAUAUGAGUAAUGGAGUGAAUGGCGACCAUCAUGGUCCGGAGCCGGAUCAAGCCGAGCUGAGCCGCUCUGAGGGGGAACUCUUCCUCUCUGAGGCUUUUAAAAUAAUCGUGGAGGAGGCGGUUCACAAAGCCACCGAUGUGAAGGAGAAGGUGUGUGAAUGGAAGGAUCCAGAAGAGCUGAGGGCUCUGAUGGAUCUGGAGCUGGGAGAACAUGGAGAAUCUCAGCAGCAGCUGCUAAAGAGGGUCCGUGAUGUUGCCAAAUACAGCGUCAAAACCAAUCACCCUCGCUUCUUCAAUCAGCUGUUCUCUGGAGUAGAUUACCACGCCCUGACCGGACGCCUGCUCACCGAGACGCUCAACACCAGCCAGUACACGUAUGAAGUGGCUCCGGUCUUCGUUCUGAUGGAGGACGUGGUUCUCCGUAAACUGCGCUCUCUGGUUGGCUGGUCCGAGGGCGACGGCAUCUUCUGUCCCGGAGGCUCCGUGUCCAACAUGUACGCCAUGAACAUCGCCCGGUACUGGGCCUUCCCACAGGUCAAGACCCAGGGGCUGUGGGCUGUCCCUCGCCUGGCUGUGUUCACGUCUCAGGAGAGUCAUUACUCCAUGAAAAAGUCUGCUGCGUUCCUCGGGAUCGGGACGGAGAACAUUUAUCACGUAAAGGUGGAUGAAAGCGGCAGAAUGAUCCCAGAAGACCUUGAGGCUAAAAUUGUUCAUGCCAAAUCACAAGAUGCAGUGCCGUUCUUUGUUAACGCCACGGCUGGAACCACAGUGCAGGGAGCCUUUGACCCCCUGAACCGCAUCGCUGACAUCAGUGAGAGAAACGGCAUGUGGAUGCAUGUGGACGCUGCCUGGGGAGGGAGUGUGCUGUUCUCCAAAAAACACAAGCAUUUACUUACAGGACUCGAAAGGGCGAACUCUUUCACUUGGAAUCCACAUAAAAUGCUGAUGGCUGGACUUCAGUGCUCCGUUAUUCUGAUGAGAGACACAACAAACCUGCUGAUGCGCUGUCACUGUGCCAACGCUACGUAUUUAUUCCAGCAAGACAAGUUCUACGAUAUGAGUCUGGACACCGGGGACAAGUCCGUCCAGUGUGGACGCAAAGUGGACUGUCUGAAACUCUGGCUGAUGUGGAAAGCUAUAGGCUCCCAGGGCCUGGCCAACCGCGUCGACACGGCUUUUGCCAACACGAGGUAUUUUGUUGAGGAGCUGAAGAAGAGAGAAGGGUUUCAGCUCGUCUCUGAGCCUCAGUUUGUGAACGUCUGCUUCUGGUUUAUUCCUCCCAGCCUGAGAGGAAAAGAGAACAGCGCUGAUUACCAGGACAAACUGGCGAAGGUGGCGCCGCUCAUUAAGGAGCGCAUGGUGAAGAAGGGCUCGAUGAUGGUGGGAUAUCAGCCUCUGGACAGCAGAGUAAACUUCUUCCGCAUGGUGAUUCUCUCCCCCCAGCUCACCCACAGCGACCUGGACUUCUUCCUGAACGAGACGGAGAGGCUGGGGGAGGACCUGUAGAGGCUCCGUCCUGUUCACUGGCGUCCUGCGUAUCGUCUCUGUCCAAUGAAAACACUCCAAAUCUCCAAAACAGCAACUUUACAGGAGAGCGAAAAAACCUUGGAAACUUUCAAUGGAAGUCAAUGUAAAAAGAGUUUAUUCCAGGUCAUUUUGAAGAGUUUCUAUUGGUCCGUUCAUCAAGAAAUUUUGGCACAGAGUAAGAGACAGUUUGUCUGUUCAAGUUAUGGAGUAAACUAAAAAUCGACAAAAAUGAAGAUAAGUGUUUUUCAUUGGACAGCGACCAUAUGAUGAUGAUGAUGAUGAUAGAUUUGGGACCACUGAGUUAAAAGAACUGUAGAAACUGUUUAGUGAAGGAUAUGAUCCACAGAGGAACCCUUAGAGUUUACUGUCCUCCAAUACUCAGCUAUAGUACACUAAAUUACUGUGAUUUCAGAUCACAACCACAGUUCUGUUCUUCUUAAUUCUGAUUCAUCUUCUUAUUUUUAUUAUUCCACUGUUUUCUUUUGUCCGGUUAACUCGGGCCACAAUUUUCAAUAUAUCAACUUUCAACUCUAAAACGUAUAGAGCUUUUUGAACUUACGAAAAACUUACGAAACAACAUUUUUUUGGCCGUUAAGAAUGAAUGGGGAGCAAAGGUGCAUGUCCAUGUGUUUUUUUUUUUUUUUUCUUUUUUUUUUUUACAAAUUUUCAGAUAUAAAAACAUAGCGUACUUUCAGAAAAUAUGCUGAUCGAACCGAUACAAUGUAGCAACACCUUAGAAACCACCACACAUACCAUAGAAACACCUUAGCAACCACAUUGCGACACCAUAGCAACCACCAUGGUGUCCAUCUUAGGAACCUUAGGAACAGUUUUAGGUUUUAGCUAGAACAGCAAUAAUGUUGUUCAGUGUAGCAUUAUAUUUUUCUAAAUGAAUACUAAUAAAAUUAAUAUUUAGUAGAAUAUUCAGUACGUUAAACAGUAUAUAUGCUAUAUGGACAUAUAAUGACAUGAAAAUAUAUAUAGCUAUUUAGAUAAAAAAUAUAUAAAUAUAAAAAUAACAAUUUAAAAAAUAUUUUUGUUUUUUUGUGAAGUUUACUCUUACUCAUUUCUGGUUAAAACUCUCUAUAUAAUGUGUUUAUAUAAUGCUAUACUUAUUUUAUGAGUUUUCCUUCUUCUUUAUAUUAUAUAGACUCUCUUCUACCCAUCAUCUAUUUAUCUUUUAUUCUGUCCGUCCACUGCGCUAAGUCUUACUGCAACUCUUUCAGAAUUCUAAAAAAAUAUAGCCUAUAUAGGUCAAUUUAUAUUCAUUUAUAUAUUUCUAUUGUAAUAUUACUAUUAAAUAACGCCAAACAUGACAUUUAAAAAAAUAUAUGAAUAAAAUAAAGAUGUAGUUGAUUAUUAAUAAGCACAGAUUUAUUAGUAGUGGAUUUAUAUGUAUUUUUUUAAAUAUAUAUUUUUUACAGUUACGUCCUUCUAUAAUGAAAGGGAUAAGCAGUGAAUAAACUCGUUUACAGUAGUUUAGUGUGAGAUCAAACCAAGUCAGGGUAAUUUUUAUACUUAGAUUUAGACCUUAAUUUAUUGUCCGUAUGUAAAACAGUACAGUAGAGUAUAAUACAUUAAAAAAUAAAAAAUAACUAAAUAAAAAAAUAAAUUACAAAUUAAGAAUUGUGAUAGAUGGAGAUAUAAAUUGAUUUCUGUACCUCUUUAUUCUACAGUAAGACUUUAAAUAACCUUCCAGAUGGGAGAAACUGAUCUGGAUUAGAAAUGAUAAAUAGUCCGAAUAGUUCUAACAAAACUCACUAAUUUAUUAUUCAGCUGUGUUGAAAGAUGUGUUUUAAGAUUUGGAAAUAUCUCAAAGCCAGCUCACCAGAUAUAUUAUAAUAAUAUAUAUUCUUAGGUGAAUUAAAUAUUUAUUUAUUAUAUAUAUGUUGCCGAUGCCUGAGACAAUAUUUUUGACUUAAUAUGUAUUUUUUAAUUAUUCUCAUGGCUGAAAAAACAUGCAAAGCAUUACACUGAAACGUUUCCCCCCAAAUUUCCCACUAUUUUACCACCAUCAAAAAUAAAUAUAAAACUCAAAAUACAUACGUAGGUUAACUAGUGGUUAAAAUAAAAUAAAAAAAUGACAUAUGUUGUAGAAAUUGCAAUUCCUCUAUCCAUUCAUCACUACUGUAACAAUAAAGAAUAUAUAAUAACCUUUAAUUGUCUUUAACGCUGUUUUUAAGGGCAGUAUUUCAAUGAUGUAAACACAUUCAUUUGUAAGUUAAUUUUCAUUUGCAAAGCAAAUUACAGAUGUCAUAUUUACAAUAAAAACAUUUCUAAAUCA